AUGUUCCCCACCCCUGGGCACCUGUGCAGCAACAUGGCCCAGACAGCUGUCUUCCUCCGCCGCCCUGGGGACCUCACCUGUGCCCCGCAGGCCGCCCUGCUCUUCAGCCUGGUCCUCACCUCCUUCUGCUUAUCCUGCGGUACAGAAGCGAGCAGUGGCAACUCAACCCAGAGUACACAGCACCCAGACCCUGGGACCCCGGAGCACUGUGCCAACGUUGACUUCUGCCCACUAGCCUCUCUGUGUUGCCGAGCUUCCGUGGACGAAUACGGCUGGAUCGCUGCGGCGGUUGGCUGGAGUUUCUGGUUCCUCACCCUCAUCCUGCUGUGCGUGGACAAACUGAUGAAGUUGACUCCGGAGGAGCCCAAAGACCUGGCAGCAUGA
Molecule: messenger RNA, 384 nt
Organism: Apodemus sylvaticus (European woodmouse)
Lineage: Eukaryota; Metazoa; Chordata; Mammalia; Rodentia; Muridae
Gene: Tmem213
Product: transmembrane protein 213
Exons: 3
Coding region: 1-384 (127 amino acids)
Source: RefSeq, a predicted model, not a curated record